CGGAAGUGACGUAUUUCUAGCGCACGUGGGGCGACUUGGCCGCCGCAAUGGCGCUGUACAGCGCGGCCGCUGCUGUGCUGAGCGGGCUGGAGCGUGGCGAGGGAGGCCUCAAGAGCCUGGUGUACGGCAGCGACUUCCCGCACGCCCGGCAGCUGUACGCGCUGGUGGCCGAGACGCUGCGCUACGGCCCGGUGCUGGAGGCGCUGCUGGACGGAGCCGAGCUGCUGCGCGUCGAGAAGAAACUGCCGCCGCUGCUGGCCAAGGUGCUGGUGUACGACCUGCUGUUCGGCAAGGGCCUCAAGUGCGGCGGCCGCUGGAAGGCGUUGGCCCGGCGGCACCGCGCGCGGCUGGAGGCCGAGCUGGCCCGGCUGAAGGUGCGGCGCGGGGUGAGCCGCAACGAGGAUCUCCUGGAACCUGCGCCGGGAGCCGGGCCGGAAGCCCUUCAGGUGCCGCGUUACGUCCGGGUGAACGUGCUGAAAACGUGCGUGGAUGAUGUGGUGGAAUUCUUCAAACGCCAGGGCUACUCCUUCCUGGGCAGGGCGAGCAGUGUGGAAGAGCUGAAAAUACUUUCUGGGAAGAAAUUCUUGCUGGAUCUUCACCUCGCAGAGCUGCUCGUUUUUCCUCCGCAGACGGACUUUCAUGACAACCGGCUCUAUACGUCAGGACACAUCAUCCUGCAGGACAAGGCCAGCUGCUUGCCAGCCUUCCUCCUCAGCCCUUCUGCUGGCUCCCAUGUGAUUGAUGCCUGUGCUGCCCCUGGGAACAAAACCAGCCACCUGGCUGCCAUCCUGAAGAACAAGGGGCAUAUCUUUGCCUUUGAUGUGGACACCAAGCGCCUGGCUACCAUGAACACCAUGUUGAUGCGGGCAGGGGUCACCAGCUUCAAGCUGGCCCAGCAGGACUUCCUGACAGUUGAUCCCCAUGAUCCCAAAUACAGCAAAGUAAAAUACAUUCUCCUGGACCCAUCGUGCAGCGGCUCGGGGAUGGUGGCCCGGCUGCCUCUGGAGGAGGCAGCCCCGAGUGCAGAGCGGCUGCAGGCGCUGGCUGGCUUCCAGCGCAGGGUCCUGAGCCACGCGCUGCGCUUCCCGGCGCUGCAGCGUCUGGCCUACUCUACCUGUUCAGUGCACAGAGAAGAGAACGAGGAUGUGGUGCAUGCAGUGCUGCAGGAGCAGGGAUCGGCCUUCAGGCUGGUGAACGCGUUCCCAUCCUGGCCGUGCCGAGGACUUGCUACCUUCCCAGGGGCUGAUUGCUGCCUCCGCGCCUCUCCUGCAGAUACACUCACACAGGGCUUCUUUGUGGCUGUCCUGGAGCGCUGUGGGGAGGAAGCUGCUGUCCCCAGCUCCCUGCCUGCAGCCACUGAAGAGAAUCUACAACAAGAAGAGGGAGUAGAGCCAGGAGCAGCUCCUCCCAAGAAGAGGAGGAGGAAAAAGCAAUGUGUGAAGGUGUGAAAGAAUUCUAGGAGUGUGCGGUGCCUUUUUGAGGCUGGUUUCUGGUGCUGGGCUGUGCUGUGGCCCUGGCGCCGAGUAACAGAAAUAAAGCUUUUCACCAGCUGCUGGCCUGGUGAGCUUCUGUAAUUCCCUGAUCCAGUCCGUGGCAGUAGUGCUGGUGGUACCUGCUGCACACACAGGCAAAGGAGUGGGAAUUGCUCCUGCACACGUAUAGGUGCCCCCAGAGCUGGGCUGGGGCAGCCUUAGGCAAUCAAAUCAAACAGCAGCACAGUUUCCUUAUCCUCUGGGGUUGGAUUCCUCCAGCUGGAGUAAUGGCAUUAUAGUGCUUUAUAGGCCCCUAGAACUCCAUACUUAACCUUUAUCUGGGGCAUCAGAAAAGGCUUUUGCCUUGCAGUGACUUCUCUGGUAUGUGUGUGCAGUGCACCCUGUCUAGAAUCUGCCCCUCUCUGGCCUUCAGGCUGACAGCUGUGUGACAGCCAUGCCAAGACUCAGGUGAGGUGGGAAGGGAAGAAUGCUGCCUUGCCCCUAUGGCAUCCUGCCAGAAUGAGGAGGGAGUGCAGCACUGUGCAAAGCAGAGGGAGCUGAAAAACAGUAUCCCAAGCACUGUACAGCCCUCACACAAAAGCAAACCAGACAAGAAGAGUCUUUUUAUUUUAAAUUGGUGACAUGAGAAGCAAGGAGAAAACCAUUGCCUGUUCAUUCUAAAUCAUUACCAGCCACACCAGGAAUGGUCCAAGCCUCCAGUUCUGAGUAAGAACCCAGCCCAGGGAGAAGGGAGCCUACCUUAAGCCUGGACCUGCCAAGGCUGGGGCUAUGCUGGAGCUCUGCUCUCUGGAGGCAGCCUGUGCUCCCCAAGGGUGCUCUCACCUUGCUUUCUGCUUGUCAGCCCUCUCUGCACACAGGUUGUGGCUGGAACCCUAAGGAGGGAGGUUGAGAAGAGGGAGGUUGAGAAGGGGCAGCCCCCACCCUCGUGUGACCACGCAGCCUGCCAGCCAUGGGCCCAGCUCCCUCCAUGCCUCCACUCAUCCCUUAACACUAUGGCUGUGGUUCUGGACAGAGGGAGGAAUUGCCAGCAUCAGCUCCUCUGAGCACUUCUGCAUUCUCAACCCCUAAGGGCACGUGCACCCAGCUUGGCUCCUUCAGCACUUAUUGGCCACAUGGGGGACCAGCCUGCAGUAGGCCCCAUGUGCCCUCAGCUCUUUGUUUUGCAGAGAGGUGAGAACAGCCUGCACCAACUGCAGGGGCUGGGAGCACUCCCAGGAGAAGAGUGAGCCUGCAGCUGUGCCUCCCUGCCCUCCUCCAUCAGUUGGGGGGAUUGCCCCAUACCACUCAUCCAUUCCCAGCCCUGCAAAAGCUUCUGCUCCUCAGCUUCAGGGGAAUUAAAAAAAAAGUUUAUUCACAUCCACGUACAUCACAUUUGAGAAACAAGGACAUAUUGUUACAGCCUGGGAGGAGCAGAUGGCUCCUGCUCUGGGACACAGCUGCCUUUCCCCAGCACAGCCCUGUCCCACAGCACAGCCACUGCCCCAGGGUGCGACAGAACGGGAAAACUACCAACAGCGCUGCAGUCAGCAACCUCACUGAACCAAGCUUGAAGGAAUUCAAAGGCAAUUUAGCUUAAAUAUAAAAAUAAAUUCUUAUUUUGUUAAAAAAUGUUUAAAUAUUUUUUUUUUUCCUUUUUAAUUUAGACUUCAGCAGACACACACACUCACACGGCUCGGAGAGUAAAAAACCCGGCAGCCAGGCAUUACUAGAGGCAGAGGGGAGCUGCGGGCACAGCUCUCAGCCACAGGGACCAGAGCUCCAGUCACCUCUUCCUCACUGGGCUCCCAAGGGUGAUGGGCAUAGGGGCAGCACCGCAGCUCCUUGGAGCUCGUAGGAACUAAUGGAUGGGGAUGAGCUCAAAGUGAAAAUCCAUUCCAGUUUGGGGAAGGAACAAACCCACCACUUUCUUUGGUGGUGCCAAAGGAGCUUGAGGUGGUAACACGGCUCCAGCCCAGGAGAAAGGGUCCAGGAAGAGAAGAGGCUGCAGAGGCCAGGCCUCUGCCCCAGCUGCCUUUCUUUCAGUCACAACAAAGGGACAGAACUCACCCAGCAUGAGCAGCCACGCAGUGAUGCUACUGUCAACAUCCAAUUAGCCAGGGUGCAUCCCCACGAAGGGAUGGGCGCCCAAAAAAAUAACUCCAAACAGCAAAUCCGGCAUAACCAACAUGCCGCCACGCACACGGUUCAAUUCUUCCUCCAAACUCGAUUCAAUGAGCGCAUUAAAACGGGAGCACAAACAAAGCAGAACAGACAGGGCUUGAAGCGAGCGGGUGGGGGGAGCCCAACAGAGGUGGGAGGCAGCACAGAGCUGCCUGCUCCACACCCCACACCUCGACCAGAGGCUUGGCAGGAGCUGUUGAGUGGUGGCAGUGGGCUCAGCCCCCAUCCACAGCUGUGUCACCCCCUGUGACACCAGGACAGCCACACUCACAGGGCUGGGCGCUAACACAGCCUCCUGCUCUGCGGAGAUGGCAAUGAGUGGCUCGAAGAAAAGGGAUCACGUUCACCAGGCCACGAGA
Messenger RNA from Phasianus colchicus (ring-necked pheasant), 4012 nucleotides. It is a transcript of the gene NSUN5, whose product is annotated as NOP2/Sun RNA methyltransferase 5. Gene Ontology annotation, cellular component: nucleolus. Gene Ontology annotation, molecular function: RNA methyltransferase activity. Lineage: Eukaryota; Metazoa; Chordata; Aves; Galliformes; Phasianidae. The record is from RefSeq and is a predicted model, not a curated record. Gene Ontology annotation, biological process: rRNA base methylation.